Molecule: messenger RNA, 507 nt
Organism: Pieris macdunnoughi
Lineage: Eukaryota; Metazoa; Arthropoda; Insecta; Lepidoptera; Pieridae
Source: the annotation of a GenBank genome assembly
AUGUCACUUCAAAGAUCACGUCCAAUGGACACUCUUCAAAGAAUUGUGUCGUCAUUCAAGCAUUUUGAAAAGAAAUUGGAUAAACUACAAGAUGAUGUUAAUUUUCAAGGUCAUACAUUAACUGAACUUCGUGUCAUGGUUGCAAAUCUUUCCGGCGGCAUAUUAAACGCCGAAGGUAAGCCAACGGAAACCACUAAACAUUCUGCAAACAAAACAACUGCCGUCCAGCCAGAUAUUAUAAACAGUGAUAAGUUAUUAAAAACCAAGAGAAAGAAUGCUCCACCACCAUUUAUUUCCAAAAUUCAAACAAAAAGUUACCACGGACCGAAGUAUGGAUCCAAAACUUCUAAAGAUGUACCUUUUAUAAAUAAAAUGCCGUCUAGUCCUAAAACCGGAAAAAGAAAUUCGAGGCAAAGAAAAGCCGAUUCUCCGCGCAAAACUACUACAUUGCGAGGUCAGAAGGAAAUUGUACACAAGCGCAGCAAGUUACCACGUGUUUUGACUUAA